Molecule: messenger RNA, 2413 nt
Organism: Nicotiana tabacum (common tobacco)
Lineage: Eukaryota; Viridiplantae; Streptophyta; Magnoliopsida; Solanales; Solanaceae
Product: protein indeterminate-domain 7
Cellular component (GO): nucleus
Molecular function (GO): DNA-binding transcription factor activity
Source: RefSeq, a predicted model, not a curated record
UGUUAAAAGGCAGAAAUACAAUAAAGAAAGAAGAGAUUUUUUCUGGGCUUAAGAAGAGAACAAAAGAAAAGACAGAAAGUGCACGUCAGAGUUAGCCGUAGAGUGGUCUCCUUCUUUCAUCGGGUGGAGAGGAUUACAGAGAGGAUUCCCUCUUCUCAUCCAUAUCUCUCUCCUCUUUCUUCUCUCUUUCUCUUUCUUAACAGUUGUAAGAAAUUUGGUCCAGUUCAUUUGUUCUUAUAUGCAUGGUUAUUAUUGGAUUUUCUUGAUUUUAGCAAGACUAUCCAUUGAAAACUUGAAUGAGAAUAGUGCUCUCUCCCUCCUAACUCCUAAGCUUGCUUCUUCUCUUUGUUUUAUAUUUUUUUGGGGUUUGAACAAAAAACAAGACUUGUCUGGUGGGUUGAUGCCAAAGGAAGAAGAAACCACAAGGUAGUUGAAGUUUUUUCAGGUAGAUUUUACCUUGAAGAAGGAAAAACUAAGAAGAAGAUGAUAAAAGGUUUUAUGAAUCAACAAAAUCAACCUGUUGUUGUAGAGGAAAACAUGUCCAAUUUAACAUCUGCAUCUGGUGAAGCAGCAAGUGUAUCUUCUUGCAAUAGAAAUGAUAAUAAUACUACCGGAGGAAUCUAUCCCCCUCAGUAUAACUUUGCUCCUCCAAAUCAACAAAUUCAAGCUCAACAUCAAAUCAAGAAAAAGAGAAACCAACCAGGCAAUCCAGACCCUGGUGCUGAAGUGAUAGCUUUAUCACCAAAGACACUAAUGGCAACCAAUAGAUUUGUUUGUGAAAUCUGCAACAAAGGAUUCCAAAGAGAUCAGAAUUUGCAGCUUCACAGAAGAGGACACAAUUUACCAUGGAAACUGAAGCAGAGAACAAGCAAAGAAAUAAGAAAGAAAGUUUAUGUUUGUCCAGAGCCAAGUUGUGUACACCACGACCCAUCUCGAGCACUUGGAGAUCUCACUGGAAUCAAGAAACACUUUUGCAGAAAACAUGGUGAGAAGAAGUGGAAAUGUGAGAAAUGUUCAAAGAAAUAUGCAGUUCAAUCUGACUGGAAAGCUCACUCUAAAACUUGUGGUACUAAAGAGUAUAGAUGUGAUUGUGGAACUCUUUUCUCAAGGAGGGAUAGUUUCAUCACACACAGAGCAUUUUGUGACGCUUUAGCAGAAGAGAGUGCAAGAGCAAUAACAGGAAAUCCAAUUCUUCCAUCUCAAACUGGUUCAUCUUCUCACUUGAACCUUCAGUUUCAACAAUCUCAGUUUAAUAGCCAUGAAUUUCCAGCUGCAUUUUCAUUGAAGAAAGAGCAACAAACCGGUUUCAACUUGAGGCCUGAGAUUCCGCCGUGGCUAAUGACUUGCCAGCCGUUGGUUGGCGGUGGUGGUCCUGGACCUGGUCCGCCACCACCUCAACCCAUUGACCUAAGCUCGUCGAUUUUCCAAUCCACUAGGUUCGAGCAGGACUACACGCCGAACCACGGCCAAGACUUAAACCCUAACCCUAGUCUUAAUUUCAGUUCAACAGGGUCACUACCCUCUCCGCAUAUUUCUGCAACAGCAUUGCUGCAGAAGGCAGCACAGAUGGGUGCGACUAUGAGUAACAAAUCCAGUACUGUCUCUGCAGCAGCCACAGGCCCGAGCCCAACCAUGCUAAUGAGACCCCACCAAUUUCACGUGUCUGCUGCAGCUGCUGAGUCUGUUAGCAACAACGCAACUGAUUUUGGACUAAAUUUGUCCUCACGUGAAGACCUCACUACUGGGUUUUUCAAUAGCUUAGCUUCAUAUGGGAAUAAAGCUGCUACUAUUACUGCUGCCGCUGUUGCUACAGUCCCUGUAACAGGUCCAUUAACAAGUGCACCAUCUCCCACUUCUUUUAUAAUGACUUCGUUUUCUUCUGCUAAUACUACUGGAUUUGAAGGGUCAAAUUUCGAAGAUGAAUUUGGUGGCAUUGGGAUUUUGAAUUCGAAGAAAGGAAAUGAUGGUAAUGAUGAUAUGACAAAAGAUUUCUUGGGUUUAAGACCUCUUUCUCAUAGCGAUAUUUUCAACAUAGCUGGUCUAGUUAAUACUACGACGAUUGAGAAUCAGUCUCAGAAUCACAAAACAUGGCAAAGUUAAUUCAGAAAUAUCCUUAAGCUAGCACAGAACCAUUUACUUUGCCUAAGCAUAUAUAGUACCGCAGAAUGCAGGUUCUUUCGUCCUUCUCUCUCUUUUUGAAUGCUAAUGGCUGUAAUUGUUAAAUCUGUAUUAUUAUUAUUAUUUUGUUUAUGCUUUUUGAACAGAAUAAAGAGAUAUCUAGAACUGGGAAUGGAAACCCUAGCUAGAUAGUCUCUUUUGUUGUUACCCAGCUGUUAUGGACAGUGACAUCUUUAUACAAAAAAGUGCAUUUUGAAGCACUCGGAUGAGUAAAAUUAAAUUCUUGUUUGAAGGA